This is a messenger RNA of Carassius auratus (goldfish), 4777 nucleotides long. RefSeq names its product transcription factor SOX-4. Gene Ontology annotation, cellular component: nucleus. Lineage: Eukaryota; Metazoa; Chordata; Actinopteri; Cypriniformes; Cyprinidae. The record is from RefSeq and is a predicted model, not a curated record. Gene Ontology annotation, biological process: negative regulation of transcription by RNA polymerase II; brain development; camera-type eye morphogenesis. Gene Ontology annotation, molecular function: DNA-binding transcription activator activity, RNA polymerase II-specific; RNA polymerase II cis-regulatory region sequence-specific DNA binding. The transcript has a single exon. The coding region runs from base 1922 to 3034 and encodes 370 amino acids.
CGCGCAACACCAGUCAUAAAGUAAUGCAAGUUACACCCCACGCGUGUACAUAUAACGUGCUUUAUAAUCACUGUUUACACAGGUCCAUUAUUACUUAUAGGUGCGCUUUAUUACAUUUUAAUCAAAAAUAAUGUUUUGAAAAGCUGCACAGAACUGACAAAUAAAUAUUUCACACCGAGAAAUAACAAAACACAUCUAAAUACAUGUAACUGUGCGUGAUGUAACUGUCAUGUAUCAGAGAAGCGUGUCUUGUAUUAGUCUUCUGAUGUGUGUCGCGUCGUGUCACGGCUCCUGAGAGGAUCUGAACAAUUCAUAUUCAAUUCAUAUUCUACUCACGAGUCCCGACCCAUGAACACAAACCGCAAUGACGCUUUCAGUCGCAUUAUUUCGCUGAUGGACAGUCAAGUGAGGAGCGUGACAUUAUUCCAAAGAUCUCACGCUUGAGCUCAUGUUUUGGGUAAACAAUAACAAGGAUGUAAGCAAACCGUUGAGAAAGAUCUGUCGGUUGGUCGUUAUGUCAUUCUUAAACAAAUAUAGAUUCUGAUGCAUUAACAGCAGGCGAGCUGCGCUUGGCUGCACUCUGCCAUCUAGCGUCACUGCCGUCCAGUGUGUCCUCGGCGGGUGUGGACCAGGGGCAGGGCUCUGUUCGGGUCCCGGUCAAAACAUGCACCGGUGUCUAUGAAGCACUGGCGUACGGGCAGCAGGGGUAAGAGGUGACGUACGACACAAACUUGUUCCAGCGCCUUCAGCGCCUUAAAGAUCUCUCAGAAUCUGGAGAGCUCUGCUAGCCUCGAACUCUGCUGCUGUUGCGUCUUCUGAUUGGGGCGUGCGCUCUGUGACGAAGGACCGCCCAGCUGCUCAGAGGCCCCGCCCUCUCCCGAACCAGCCAAAACAACGCGCAUAGCCUGAACUCACUCACUCACACUGAGCCUCGAUCCUGCCACUGUUCACCGACACAGCCCUGAGCACGAGACAUGAGCGAGAGCUUGAUGGAAGAUAUUGAUUAAUAUAGCCUACACAGAAAGUCCAUUUAAAGCUUUCCAUUAUUCAUGGGCAGGAUUCUUUUAUUCAUUUUGAUGUAUUGGCUAUUUCAUGUUGUUUUGUUUCUUUACAUCUAUAAGUGCAUGUCAGAAUGCAGUCUGUUAUGAACAUAUCCAGAUUUGUUUUCUAACUUAAAAGCAGAGUGUGUUUUUAUUUCUAAGGAUUAAAAGAUCACGCCUCCCUUAACGACAUGCAAAAAUAAAAUAAAAAUACACAUCAGCGUGUUUCAUUAAAACUAAGUUUGUCGUGUACACUGGAAUGAGGUCAGACCCAAAGCUCCUCAUUGCACGCGCUGAUGAUUAUUAGAUUCCUUUUUGCGCCAAUGAAAAGAGAGUGGGCGUGUUUUUGGCUCGGGGAAGGGUAGAGACAGCAGCUCAUUGGCCGGCCGCCGUCGCUAUUAUACCAUUGGAAACGGAUAAAACUGCAUGAAGCAGAAUAGAAGUCUGUUGAAACUUACAGACUGUUUUCAAGAGACGAACACUUGUGCUAGCAUCACAUCCCGGUUUUCCCGCAUGGUUUGAACUGGGAAGGAUAUGCAGAAGGAGUCAGAUAUCUUCCGAAACUCGAACAGAAUACACACUAACACUGAGCCCUCGCACCACUGCGCUCAUAUACAAACUUUCAACUGCUCUUCGACUGUUACAGCAUUAUUACUGGAUGCACGGACACUGUGGACAUCGGACACUGUAUCAGCUCCGUGAACGGUGUGAUGAAGCCACGCCACGGCACUAAGCACGACUGAAGCGUGUGGUGCACCAGCUCUCCUCAGGACUACUAUCAGACUGAGUUUUCUUUAGCGACACGGUGGACUUGAGAGCGCACAGAGGCUCUCUCUCACACACACACACACACACACACACACACACAGACUGGUGUAGCAAUGGUCCAGAAAACAAGCAGCACGGUGUUUGCUGGGGACUCGUCCGAUUCCGGCGCGCUGGAUCUGGACAUGGCUUCUUCCCCGACCCCCGGCUCCACGGCAUCCGGGGGUGACAAGCUUGACCCCGGCUGGUGCAAAACCCCCAGCGGUCACAUCAAGAGACCGAUGAACGCGUUCAUGGUGUGGUCGCAAAUCGAGAGGCGCAAGAUCAUGGAGCAGUCACCGGACAUGCACAACGCGGAGAUCUCCAAGAGACUCGGCAAGCGCUGGAAGCUCCUCAAAGACAGCGACAAGAUCCCGUUCAUCCGAGAGGCGGAGCGCCUGCGGCUCAAGCACAUGGCAGACUACCCCGACUACAAGUACCGGCCGAGAAAAAAGGUGAAGUCGAGCGGCUCCAAACCGAGCGAGAAGGGAGAGAAGCUCAGCUGCGCCAGUACCGGCUCGAAACCUGCCUCGAAGAAGAGCGGGAGCUCCAGGUCCACGAGCAAGCCGCACAGAAUAGUGUUGGGCAGUGCCAAGGCAGCGUUCGCCGAACAGGGACCGGCAGAUCACCACUCUCUCUACAAAUCCAAGUCCGCGUCGGCUUCCAAGCAGAUUCCCGACAAGAAGGCGAAGCGGGUGUACGUUUACGGAGGCAGCAGCAGCAUAAGCCCGUCUUCAGCAGCCGUGCCCGGCAGCCCGACCCUGAGCAGCUCCGUCGAGUCCAGCGACCCGCUGAGUCUGUACGAGGACGGCGCGAGCAGCGGGAAGGAGGGCGCAGAUUCCCCCAGCAGCGCGUCCUCGGACCGCCACCGGUACACCACCACGCGGGCGUCUUCUCCCACCCCGUCCGCGUCACACUCCUCCUCCUCAUCGCAGUUCUCCUCUUCCUCCGACGAGGAGCUCGACGACGACAUGCUGGACGUUAACCCGAGCCCGGGCUUUGACAGCAUGUCCAUGGGAAGCAUCGGCUCGUCGGUGCUGGACAGAGACUUCGACAUGCACUUCGAGUCCGGGGCUUCUCAUUUCGAGUUCCCCGACUACUGCACGCCGGAGGUGAGCGAGAUGAUUUCUGGGGACUGGCUGGAGUCCACCAUUUCUAACUUGGUGUUCACGGCUCACGUGCUGAACUAGGGGAAGUGGAGGAAACACGCCUGAGGAGGAACACUGAGCAGAAGGGAUCACAGACAAGUGUGUUUGUUUGUAAAAUAAGCCACCGCGUGAAGGCUCUCGCCCGGCGACGCGCUGAAAAACAACGCUUCGAUGCUUCGGUGAAAUGCUGACAGGACGGAAAAGUGACGGCGCCCGUGAAACAUUUAGUCGCGAGAGGGCCGUGCUCGGCGCGAGACUAGAGGAAGACGUUCACGAGGACUGCUUGAGAAAACUGGAAAACUGUGAUUGAUUUGCACGUACACGAAGGCGGGCUUUGAUCGCCUGUUUAAUCAUUUUUACUUCGAAAGAGACCUUUAUGAACUCUAACCAUUCGCCUUGUGGACUUGAUUGUUUAAAGAGGUACUGAUAUUUAGGCUGAUUUUCAGCGCGGUGGAUUUAUUAACAAGGUGGGUUGACAAAAGUCAAGCCGUUUUUUAUACAAAGAAAAAGAAAAAAAGAGGAACGCAUGUUAUCUGUCGUCUCUUGUGUAGAGCUUUCUGUCGAACGGUUAAACUAGCGUUAGGAUGAGUUACAUGGAUAGAUGGCGCUAUGUUUGAUUUACUUCUCGCAGGAAUAAAGAUCACCAGCUGUUUUCAUUCUUAUCUUCAGGAUUCAAACACAAACUCAAACCUGUGCUGAACUUUAUAUACUACUCUCUACAAUUCAGGACCAAACGCCUAAGUUCCCGAAGCUGUUUAAAAACUGUUAAUUUGGUCAUGGCUGUUCUUUUCUGUUCUUCAGAUGCCAUGUUUAUGUGGAUGUAUUUAUAUUGAAACAGUUCGUCUUAUUUUUGUGUUCUUGUGAGAACCCGCAUCUGUCUCCUUCUCCGAAGAAGGGCUAGAGUUUCACCUUUGUUUUUAUAUUUAAAUGUAGACUUUUGACACUUACAGAGAGGAAACGUUUGAUUAUUUUCUCAGUGUAUUUUUGUACAAAUAUAUAAAGGGGGGUGUCGAUCGGUGUUUUGGAUUUUCUAAUUUGAAGAGCCAGGUGGGUCUGAACCGACCUCCUGUGUCAUGUUUACAGUCUCAAUCUGCAGGCGUCUCACACACACACACACACACACACACACACACGAGAACAAGACACAACACAGUUCAAGCCAACAUGUGCUUCGUUUUUACAUUUUGUCUGAUCGUGCCGAAUUAAACCGAUUGUAGCUUUAAACGAGCGAUUUUCUUGACGUUUUAUAUCUUGAGAAACCACUGGAUGGAAAAUCGUGACACAUUUGAGUUUCGCGACGAUUAUGAACUGCGUUCCUCAUUGUAUUUGAAUAUUUAAUCUUUUCUACUUGAUUGUUUUAGUAUCUUAAGGCAUGGUGAAUAGAUUUGUAUUUCCGAUUCAGGUUUAUAUCUGUUGUGUACAAAAAAAUAAUACAAAAAAAAAAAAAUCAUCUUUGUACAGCUGUAUCAUAGGCUCAAAUAUUGUGUGUUUAUGUAGGCUGUGUUGUUGCGUUUUAUCUCGACAGGCACUAUCUUUAUACAUCCUUACUUAGCCUUUUCUUAAUUUCAAGAUGCUUGUUAAGGAUUUUUAUAUACAGUUGAAAUAUAUUAACUUUAUUUUCUUCCAUUCUGUGCAAUAUGCUGUGUAGAAAUCUUGUUUUGUCUAAUCAUGCCAACACAUGCCAGCUUAUCGUGUCAAGUCCCUGCCUGUCAGAUUGUUAUAUGCUCCUGUACAGAACUUUUUCAUAAAGGAAAUAAACUCAGCUGGAACUGAACCCUAAACACU